AUCUUUGAACCCGGGCCUCCCCCUCACUCAGCACCGCAGGAUUCACGCAGAGCCACGCUGGAGGGAGGACCGCAGAAAACCCCUCCGUGCUCCGUCAGACUCAUGGACUCUGCUCCACCAGCAAGGAACCAUGACCUGUGCGUCUGAGUGAAGAAGAAGGAGAAGAAGAAGGAGAAGAAGGAGAAGAAGAAGGAGAAGGAGAAGGAGAAGAGUUCUUAGAUUCAUCUUUCAACCAGAGGAGACUUUUAGAACCUGCAGACAUGUUUCUUUGGGGAUGUCUCCUGAGCCUCGCGCUCCUCCUGGGCUCCAGCCGGACUCUGGCUCCGGACCCCGGAGCAGGACUCGACUUCCUGGAGGAUAUUUUACACUUCUAUGGCGAAAACGCGUCUAUUUCCACGCACGACCUGAAGGACCUGCUGCUGCUGAUCUCCGCCCGGAGGUCCGAGUCCGUGUUCCUACACAAUCCUCUGGAGAACCAAGAAUGUCUCUCAGCCGAGCAGAUCUUGUCCCACUUCGGGAUCAGUAACGUCAGUGAGCUGAACGUGGGACAUCUGGGGACGAUCUGUCCGGCCGUGUUGACCCAGGUGCUGCUGCCCUCCUGCCCCUACUCUGAGUCCGGGACCCUGGGGUCCGCCGACUACUCUGUGUGGGGUUACGGGUUCCUGGCCGUCACCAUCAUCAACCUGGCGUCUCUGCUCGGCCUCCUGCUGAUUCCAUUCACCAAGAAGUCCUACUUCCCCAAAGUGCUGACCUACUUCAUCGGCCUGGCCAUCGGGACGCUGUUCUCCAACGCCGUGCUGCAGCUCAUACCAGAGGCGCUGGGCUUUGAUCCCAAACGAGACAACUAUGUGGGGAAUGCAGUUGGAAUAUUCGGAGGCUUCUAUCUCUUGUUCAUUGUGGAGAAGGUUCUGAAGCUGGCUCUGCGGAUGGAUCACGAGCACGGCCACAGCCACUUCGCUCCUCCAGAGGUGACUCAGGAGAACUCCCUGCAGAACGGAGACAUAACGGAAAAGAGUGACUCCAUCAUUCUGACUGGAAUCAGCACCAUCGCCUUAGACAAGAGCAGCCUGAGCCCAGAUUCUCAGCAGGACGUCCAGGACGCGGGUCAGAUGUGCCGAUGGCUGCGUGGGAAACGCGUCUCUGACAUCAAGACGGUGGCCUGGAUGAUCACCCUGAGCGACGCGCUGCACAACUUCAUCGACGGCCUGGCCAUCGGGGCGUCCUUCACCGUGUCCGUCCUGGCGGGCUUCAGCACGUCCACUGCCAUCGUGUGUGAGGAGUUUCCUCAUGAGCUGGGAGACUUUGUGAUCCUGCUGAACUCUGGCAUGAGCAUCCCACAGGCCAUCUUCUUCAAUCUGCUGUCGGCGGUUUCGUGUUACGUCGGCCUCGCGUUUGGAAUUCUGCUGGGGAGCAACUUUGCCCCCAACGCAAUCUUUGCCAUCGCGGGAGGAAUGUUCCUGUAUAUCGCGCUGGCGGAUAUGUUCCCAGAGAUGGACAACAUAGCCCGGGAUCAGCACCGGACUUCAGACAAGAUCGUUUUCUUCCUGAUCCAGAACGCCGGCCUGCUCACCGGGUUCGCCAUCAUCCUGCUGAUCACUGUGUACGCAGGCGAGAUCCAACUGGGUUAGAGGAGAGGAACACGAACUGGGAAUCAACCAGUCGUGAGCUGCUUCCGUUUCUGCUGACUCGGCUCCCUCAGUGAAUGUGAAGGGAAUGUUUUGUACAAAGAAAACUAAAUGUGUAAAGGACUUUUAAAAAAAAAAAAAAAAUCUUUCUACUGUUGAUUUAGUGAAAUGUUUACUCCUUGAAAGGGAAAAAAUCUUUACAAUCAUUUCAUGUAUGAAAUCUAGACAAAUUUAUUUUAAGGGGGAAAUAAAUUAUUUUUUUUAGUCUUCAUAUAUUGUGACAUGUGUUCCUUGUGCUGCUUUGUAAACUAACAUUUGCUGAGUUGUUGUGGCAGCAGCCGUUUGCUCGGGCUGUUAUGGCAUCAGAGUUUGACCUCUGUGUCUUGUUCCUGGCUCUUUCUCAAGGUCGUAUCGUUGGACUCUUUCAUCCGCAUGUUUCACAGAGUGUAUUCUGCUGUCGACCAAAUUUCAGACACUGGAAAAGGUUCAUAUUUUAACAGCACCUGUGGGAAUGAGGCCUCCUGUAGAUCAAAAUACAACUGUGCUAGUUGACUUUUCCUUUGUUCUAUACGGAAGUGUUCCUACACACACAAAGACAUGGACCAAGAUAUAUCAGACACCCGAUAAGCUUAAGUAUCACAUAGAAUUUGAAAAUAAUCAACCACAGGAAAUAUAUAUAUAUAUUUCAAAAUAACUGCAAUUUAUUUCCCAGUGAACAUAGAAAAUAGGAUAUAAAAAGUGUCCAUAUAUUCCCCAAAAUAAAGUCUGAUUAUGCUCUUAUUGUAAAUUAGAUUUUAUGAUAUUUGGUGUUAAACAUGACAUCUGUCAUCACCUACGAUGAGAAGGAGGUGUGCGAUUUUUCUCCAAUUAUAUAGUAAAAGAAACAAAGGCUGUCUGUAUAUUUUUCAGGGGACACUGGUGCUUGUCAUGCAGAUUUCUUCACAAUUUAAUUUUUUUGGAAAGAAAAACUGAAAAGGACCCAUGUCAGACGUGAUUAUUGUUUUGUGUUUCGUCUCCUAGAUUUUAUUGUGAAAACAAAAAAUUCUCUUUCCAUUUUUUAUGCAAUUUAGUUUAUUUUUUACUAUGUACAAUAAAAAGGUGCGUAUGGAUUGUAAGAA
Molecule: messenger RNA, 2743 nt
Organism: Pleuronectes platessa (European plaice)
Lineage: Eukaryota; Metazoa; Chordata; Actinopteri; Pleuronectiformes; Pleuronectidae
Gene: slc39a8
Product: solute carrier family 39 member 8
Exons: 8
Coding region: 261-1628 (455 amino acids)
Biological process (GO): zinc ion import across plasma membrane; intracellular zinc ion homeostasis
Cellular component (GO): membrane
Molecular function (GO): zinc ion transmembrane transporter activity
Source: RefSeq, a predicted model, not a curated record